GCAUCCCCUCCGCCUCCUCCCCACCACCAACGACCUCCUUUGCCGCUGUCGCCGCGUUUGAGCAAGCGGCCGCCGCAGAGGCAUUCCCGGUCUUCGACGAAGACAACACGGAGGGUUCGCCCUCGCCAUCGCCCUCCCCCUCCCCCGUUCCUUCCCGUCGCCGCCGGUCACGCAACGUGACCCAUCUUGACCGUUCGCUCUUUCUCGGCCUCCCGCCAGGACGGGUGUUUGACUACGUUGACCUGGUGAGGUCGCUGCGUGCGCCGCCAUUUGAACCGCCAAGGGUUCAAUCUUCUCCCUCCACCUCCUCCACCACCACCACCACCGCGGCCGCUCCCUCCCGCCAAAUCAUCAUUGACGAGGUCCAACAAUGGCCGCAGUCAGAGUCCCAGUCCCAGGCCCAGCGCGCCUCAAGCGCUCCGCAGGCCCAGACGAGUGGCUCGAUGCAGCAAAGAACUGCAAAUACCUCUCAGAAUACCACAUGAAACAGCUUUGCGAGAUCGUCAAAGAAUACAUGAUGGAAGAAUCAAACAUUCAACCUGUCUCGACGCCAGUCACGAUCUGCGGAGACAUCCAUGGACAAUUCUACGAUCUACUCGAGCUUUUCAGAGUCGCAGGAGGCAUGCCAAACGAAUCAGCACCAGAAACACCCGUGACACCAGCAAACAUCAUCACCUCCGCAGACAUCGAACCUCCCACCACUAUCACGAACCCAAAAUUAAAGAAGAAGAUGAGACUCGGAGGCACACAACAUCCUGACCCAACUGGCGACAAGAGCAGUGAAGUCAGCGAUGCCGAAGAGAUACCCUCAUCACAACAAUCUGAAAUCGAAGACGAGCGAUCAGAAUCUGGGAAUGUCAUAUCCCAACGACAAAAUGCCAAUUUCAUCUUUCUAGGAGACUACGUCGAUCGUGGAUACUUUUCUCUCGAAACACUCACCCUCCUUUUAUGCCUGAAGGCAAAAUAUCCCGAAAAGAUCACGUUAGUCCGAGGCAAUCACGAAUCUCGUCAAAUCACUCAAGUGUACGGCUUCUACGAAGAAUGCGUACAGAAAUAUGGAAACACCUCAGUAUGGAAAGCAUGCUGCCAGGUCUUCGACUUCAUGACACUUGGAGCCAUUGUUGAUGGCAAGGUCUUGUGUGUACACGGGGGUCUUUCACCGGAAAUCCGAACACUUGAUCAAGUCAGAGUCGUUGCUCGCGCGCAGGAAAUCCCACAUGAAGGUGCAUUCUGCGAUCUUGUAUGGUCCGAUCCAGAAGACGUCGAGACAUGGGCAGUAUCACCACGAGGAGCUGGCUGGUUAUUCGGAGAUCGAGUCAGUCAGGAAUUCUGUCACGUCAAUGGACUGAACCUCAUUGCAAGAGCACAUCAAUUGGUCAACGAAGGCUACAAAUACCACUUCAAGAGUCAAGAUGUGGUCACAGUAUGGAGUGCCCCGAACUACUGCUACAGAUGCGGCAACCUAGCGUCCGUAUGCGAAAUUGGCGAAGACAUGAAACCGACAUUCAAGCUGUUCAGCGCCGUCAAAGACGAGCUACGACACGUCCCACCCUCGAGAGGUGGACGCAACGAGUACUUCCUUUAGCAAGAAUGCCAUGACUUCCAGGAGACACUGAGAGAAACAAUGAUUGUGCUUGGAUUGUGCUUGAACGACCUUUAGGGCCCAAUGCCCUGCUGCAGAUACCACGGUUUUCAGCAUAGCGAGGCGUGAUGAAUGGCGCAGGCCGCAACAACUGUACAUUAUUUCACAAGAGCUAGAUGAUAGUGCUAGGCUUCAAUAAGCCGAGAGAUACCCAAAUACCUGUGCACAGAGGCAUAUUGAUCCAUACUGUAGUCUGUAGAUGACUUCUGGCACGCCAUAACACCUACCUGGUAGGUGAGUCCUCCGGAGU
Molecule: messenger RNA, 1892 nt
Organism: Exophiala viscosa
Lineage: Eukaryota; Fungi; Ascomycota; Eurotiomycetes; Chaetothyriales; Herpotrichiellaceae
Product: protein phosphatase
Exons: 1
Coding region: 371-1585 (404 amino acids)
Biological process (GO): G1/S transition of mitotic cell cycle
Cellular component (GO): cytoplasm
Molecular function (GO): protein serine/threonine phosphatase activity
Source: RefSeq, a predicted model, not a curated record